Messenger RNA from Moneuplotes crassus, 1322 nucleotides. NCBI's taxonomy places the organism in Eukaryota, Ciliophora, Spirotrichea, Euplotida, Euplotidae. The record is from the annotation of a GenBank genome assembly.
AGCUCCAGUUGUUGAUGCUAUUCUUGCUAUGCGAAACCUUCAUCCCGCUCAGAGUGGUGACUUACCUCAGGACGAUCACAGUAUCUCUGAUCGACAUCAACAUUGACUGGAGCUUCUUCAUUGUGUUCAGGAAGAUUAUUGAGUGGUUCGACUUUGCUCAGCCCAGAGAUGACUUCGAUACUAUUGAGAUCAGUUCGGGGAGCUCACUCAUCAACCUUAGCACUCUUGUCUGCAUGUUCAUUCUAUACAUCAUCAUCCACUUCAUGUUGUGGGGCAUCAGAAAGUGAGUGGGCAAAUCUAAAUAAAUUCUGAGCUCGAUUUAUCAACAAAGCUUAUAGUAGCUUUACAUUCAGAAUGUAUGUAAUCCUGAUCUUUGAAGCAAUCAUAGAAAUUUGUCUGUGCUCGUUCUCUGAGCUAGAACGGUACAAAGUCAAUACAACUGGGCCUGAGCGGAACUCAUUCUAUUUUGCUGUCUUCUUUUCCUUGAUAUGUCCUGUUGUUAUUUUCACAGUCCUAGCAGUAUGGCUUUUUAUAAAACCAGAGAAAUCAAACAUGAAAAGGUUCCUCCAGAGAGAACUUUAUGAGGGAAUCAAGCCAAACAGAUGAGCCAGGCUUCAACCAAUAUUGUUCCUGGUCAGGAGAGCAGUCCUUUGAUUCAUGAUAGCCUUCGGUAGAUCACUUGAUAGACUUAUGUUCAUGGGACUGUACUCCCUGACCAAUUUUAUUCAUUGAGGGCUGAUCUGAUGCAUCAGGCCAUUCAAGAAUGUGUCUGAGAAUAUCACAGAAGUUGGAAACGAAAUGUUUAUGGCCAUUUUCUGUUUGUUCUUGCAGUUCCAUCGCUCAAAAAGUGAUUGGAGUACUACCAAGACAACUAUUUUCUACUGGACUUUAGUCUUGAACAACAUCUUGUAUGUAUCAUUCUCAAUAGCUGUAUUCAUCUACACUCUCUGUAUCUACAAGAAGAAGUCAAAGAAAGGAUUGGAGGAUGCUGUCAAGAAGAUCUCUCCAAAGAAGACCAUGGAAAUGCAACAAAACAUUCCUAGAUAUUUACGCAAGCUGAAACAGAAUGUUGAUCCCUGUAAUUUCAAGCGCAGGAACAUCGAUGUUCCUGCAGAAAGUUCAAACUCAUGUGUGUCAAAUCCAAGUAAUGCAAACUUGAAUAGAAAUUCAGUCAUGUUUUAAAACUAGAGUUUUACACUGGCAUGAGCGAACUACAGAGCCAUAAAGAGAACAUCGGACUCUUCAGUGUUCAUCAAUGAUGUCCAAUGAUGAUACAUGAGUUUAGAUUUGAUGUUUCUAUUCCUUAUAGCUCGUAGUCUCGG